CGUUUCUUUUUAGUAGACACAAAUUGUCUAAAAUAUAUCAAUAAACGAGAUAACCUACAACAACGGUUAUCAGAUUAGACUUGUACGUGUUCUUCCUCCAUGGUGAUGUAGCCCUAGUCGCAAUGAAGUUUAGCUAUUUUAUUUUUAUCCAACCAGGGCGGCAAGGAACAAUUCUUUCUUCCUCCUCCAUGAAUUGAUAUGACGACCAUGACCCAUCACUGAUGUCCAAAUACCAACCAUGCUGCACACAUACUCAACUCGUAUUACUCGAUGUAUUCAACAUGCCUACAAAUACCCGACGAGCACUGUGCCAUCAGUGCUGCAUCGUCACCAUAGCUCUAAGUCCACACUAGAUGCUCAACAAGGCCAGCUCCCCAAAGAGGCUGAGGUAGUGAUAUGUGGUGGAGGUAUAGCUGGGCUGUCAGCAGCUUACAAUCUUGCUAAGCAAGGAUUGACUGAUGUGGUACUUCUGGAGCAAGGAAGCUUAACCUGUGGUACAACGUGGCAUGCGGCAGGGCUUAUUGGUCUAUUCAGGAAAGACUCGUUACAUGCUGCACUAUCCCUCAGGACUGCAAACCUUUAUGCCAGACUCGAGGAAGAGACUGGGCUUAAUACUGGAUAUACCAAAACUGGGUCGGUGAUUGUAGCACAAACCAAGGAUCGCAUGAUAGAAAUCAAAAGGAAUGCAGCACUGGCAAAAGCGAGAAAUUUAGAGCACACUCUGCUAGCUCCGUCUGAGAUUAACUCCUUGGUACCAUGGUUAAGAACAGACGAUCUUGAAGGAGGCAUUUAUCUUCCGCAAGAUGGAGUGACUGAUCCAACCAAUACGGCUAUGUCUCUUGCGAGAGGUGCCAAGAAUAGAGGUGUGAAAGUGAUUGAAGGUGUGAAAAUCAAUAGAAUAUUGUCGGAGAAGGGGACAGUGUCUCUGGUUCAGACCUCUCUUGGGGACAUCAAGUGCAAAUACUUCGUCAACGCAGCUGGACAGUGGGGUAGAGACGUUGGUUUGAUGAGUUCACCGGUAGUCAACGUACCCAUGCACACUACAGCACACAUGUACCUGAUAAUGAAACCUUUAGAUGGAGUUAAUUUCAAGACGCCAUAUGUCCGUGAUUAUGACAGCUUAAAUUACCUGCGAGAAUGGAGCGGUGGUUUGAUGUGUGGUUGCUUUGCCAGUGAAGCUAAGCCGAUAUUUUAUAACGGCAUUCCAGAGAAGUCAGAGUUUCUAUCUCUACCUGAGGAUUGGGAUCAUUUCCAGCCUCAUCUUGAAGCCUUGCUUCAUCGAGUCCCCGCUUCUUCCAAGAUGGAGGUCAGACAGUUAUUUACCGGCCCAGAAUCAUUCACUCCGGAUCACGUCUGUCUCUUUGGUGAAGCACCUGAGAUAAAGAACUAUUACUUGAUGGCCGGUUUCAACUCUCUCGGUAUGACACUGUCUGGUGGAGUUGGAGAGCUUUUAGCAGAGAUCAUCAUUAAAGGCAGAUCAUCGAUUGGAUACUGGGCAAUGAAUCCUCAGCGUUUCUUACCACAGCAGAAUAACAAAGAAUAUCUACGAGAUAGAGCCACUGAAAUAGAAGGAAAACACAGUAAGAUCGGCUAUCCAGAGACUCAAUACAGAACGGGUAGAAAGCUACGAUGCGGACCGCUCUACGCCCGGCUAGCCCAAGCGGGGGCGGUAUUCGGGGAGACUAUGGGCAUGGAACGACCUUUAUGGUAUAUGGAAGAAGGGGAUACAGAUGAAUUCACUGAGGAAAUACAACAAGGAACGUUCAGUAAGCCCGGCUGGUUUGAUAUGGUGAAGGCCGAGUACUGGGCCUGUCGGGAGUCUGUCUGCCUAAUGGAUAUGACACCGUUUACAAAAUUGGAGUUGCAGGGCAGUGGGACAACAUCUCUACUGCAGAGACUGUGUCCUAAUACCAUGGACAUCCCAAUAGGAAGUGUGGUUCACUCCGGAAUGCUCCACGAGUUUGGUGGAUAUGAGAACGACUGUAGUGUUGCACGCUGUGAACGGGACAGGUAUUUUCUUAUCUGUCCUACUAAGUCAAGAGUCAAAAGUAUCAACUGGAUUGCGAGUCAUCUCCCCACGGAUGGCUCAGUGGCUAUGCAUGACAUUAGUGAUCAAUACGUUGGUCUGAACGUCCUGGGUCCUAAAGCCAGGAAUGUCUUGCAGAAACUGACCAGUACACCACUCAGUAUGGCUAGUUUCAAACCCUUCUCAUACAAGGAGAUGAACAUAGGUUAUGCUACCAAUGUUCGGGUUACGACCAUCACCCAUGCAGGAGAAGAUGGUAUGGUACUGUACAUACCAAAUGAGUUUGCAGUUCAUUUAUACGAUCUGUUAAUGAAGACUGGUGCUGAUUACAGUAUACGUCCAGCUGGUUUCAAUGCCUUGCGCUGGCUACGAACUGAGAAGUGCUACGCAUAUUGGGGAAUUGAUUUUAACAGCCACAACACACCGUUUGAAAUCGGACGAGAGAUGAGGGUCAAUUUUGAUAAGGAGAUAGAGUUCAUAGGUCAGUCAGCCCUAAUCAAGCAACAGCAAGAAGGUAUUCAUCAACGUAUGGCUGCCUUAAUACUGGAGGAUCAUAACGUAGACACUGACCUAUGGUGUUGGGGUGGAGAGCCAAUCUAUCGUAACGGUCAACUGGCCGGAACAACUACAUCAAGUGCCUUCAGUGCUUCCUUGGGCUCCAUGCUAUGUCUAGGGUGGCUUCAUAACACUGACCCUCGGACCGGUCAGUCUUCAGUGGUCACUCAUGACUUCAUAACCAAAGCUAAGUACGAGAUUGAUAUCGCUGGUCAGAUGUUCUCGGCCAAAGCCACUUUAUACCCGCCAAAGAUAGUUACUAAGCAACCACUACAUGGAUAGAUUGCAGUGACCUUAUUUCCUUACUUCUUAUAUUAUCCUUAUAUUACUGCCAAAAAGCCCUUCUAACACUUUAUGUCUUAUCCCCGUCCGUGGAAUACAGCCUUGGGGAGCCCCAAGACUUUUACCCAAUCGUUACCUCUGCGCAGUUUCUUACUGUUCCAGCCUAGGUCCCUAAACAUAUUGAUUUUAUUAGUUAUGGGUUAUUGGUAAUUGAUUGCAGAUACGCAAGUUUGUAGAAUAUUUUUUCCUGUACGGAACUUUGAUUUAUUCUUUUGAAGAAAGUUGUCAGGUGGUUUGGUUUAUGUCUUCCAUAUACCUGUACUUAUUUUCCAGAUAAUAUUGUUUUAUUUACUCAUGAUAAAUAUAUAAACCUAGAUAACAUUCUGACUUUAAAAUGCUAAUUAUUUGUGGUUUUUAAAACCAAUUCUUCUUCAAGAAGGUGCUUUUUUACUCAAUUGAUUAAAAAAUGUGGUUAAAUGUUUAGGGCCAAACUGUGUUUGUUAGCCUUAACUGAAAUUUUUACAAAGUGAAAUGCAACUGUUUAUUUUUGAUAAAAAUUUAAAUAAAUUAUUGAAUUCAAAUGUUAUCAAUUUGACAUUGAAUUGUAAUUUUGUAUUGAAUUUCUUAAAUUUGUCCAACACCAAAUUUUAAAGUUUACUAAAAUAAGUAUUUUAUUAUAUAUUUUUAAAUCAAGUGAUGACCAAAGCUUUCUCCCCAGUGCUGGCAGUGUUAAUACAGCCACGAUUCCUCGGUAAAUUUGACAAUGAGUUAAUCACUCAUACAUUAAUUUCAUAACUUUAUAAUAUAGAAUAUUAUAAAUGUGUGGUGAAAUAUAAUUUUAUAGUAUAUAAUAGUGACACUAUAAAUAUUCACUUAUGCAAUGAUAUUAUUAUUGUCAUCGAUUGUUCCAUUGGCUAUUGAAAUAGUCCUAGACAUGUUUUUCUCCAAUUUUAAAUAUUAAAGCUAAUAUAUUUUAGUGGUGAUUUCUGACUGCUUCUUUUAUUGUUUGUAACAAACAAAAUCACGAGAAUAAAUUAUCAUAAGGAUCUAA
Messenger RNA from Asterias rubens (European starfish), 3914 nucleotides. Its product is annotated as pyruvate dehydrogenase phosphatase regulatory subunit, mitochondrial-like. Gene Ontology annotation, cellular component: mitochondrion; cytoplasm; mitochondrial matrix. The transcript is spliced from 17 exons. Lineage: Eukaryota; Metazoa; Echinodermata; Asteroidea; Forcipulatida; Asteriidae. The record is from RefSeq and is a predicted model, not a curated record. The coding region runs from base 239 to 2863 and encodes 874 amino acids. Gene Ontology annotation, molecular function: protein binding; oxidoreductase activity.